AUGGUUGAAGGUAAGCCCACCGAAAGAGAAAAUAAGAAGGAAGUGAAGAGACGGCGUGAAUCGAGCAGUAGUUCUUCUUCGGAUAGCUCGUCCGACUCUUCGGAAAGUUCAUCUUUUAGUGAUUCCUCUUCGACAUCACGCUCUGGCACUACGACGAGUUCGGAAUCUUCCAGAUCGCCUACUCCGAGAAAAACAGCUAAAGAUCGAGCACGAAGUCCAGCUCGACGUUCGCGUUCACCUCGGGCUGGUGCACGAGCAGAACGUAGUGAAAAGGUGGUUAUCGCGUCUUCUCGUCGAUCACCAACUCCGGAACGACGCCGACGACGUUCAUCGCCAUCUCCAAAACGGCGACCAUCACCAUCACCUAAGAGGCGUGACCGAAGUGGUAGCCGAGAUAGACGUAACCGUUCACGUUCACGGGAACGUAAGGCGAGUCCAGUCCGCAAAGCAACACCACCACCCCGUCGUCUGUGUGUGCGUAAUUUGAGUCGCAAUGUUACAAAGGAACACUUGUCGGAAAUUUUUAGUGUGUAUGGAGCUUUAAGAAGCUGCGAACUACCUAUGGAUCGACAACAUACACAUCUUGGCAGAGGUUAUGGUUAUGUAGAAUUCGAGCAACCGGAAGAUGCAGAGAAAGCUUUGAAACACAUGGACGGUGGACAGAUUGAUGGCCAGGAAGUCACUUGCGAACUAACACACCCACCUCGUUCCACGCUUAAUGGAAGUGGAAGGCGCCCGCUUUCACCACUACGUUUUCGUGGUCUAUCACCACGUAGAUACCGCAGUCCACCUCGUGCACACGGAACUGGUGGGAAUAUGGUGCCACUGGGACCAAGUCGGUUCAAUCGAUCUCGAAGCCGUAGUCCGCGACGUCGACGCAGCCGCUCUUAA
Messenger RNA from Brugia malayi, 891 nucleotides. It is a transcript of the gene Bma-rnp-5, whose product is annotated as Rnp, putative. Gene Ontology annotation, biological process: mRNA splicing, via spliceosome. The coding region runs from base 1 to 891 and encodes 296 amino acids. Gene Ontology annotation, cellular component: ASAP complex; cytoplasm; nucleoplasm. NCBI's taxonomy places the organism in Eukaryota, Metazoa, Nematoda, Chromadorea, Rhabditida, Onchocercidae. The record is from RefSeq and is a predicted model, not a curated record. The transcript is spliced from 5 exons. Gene Ontology annotation, molecular function: RNA binding.